AUGCCAAAGUUACAAAAAUUGGGAAGAAACUGUGAAAAAAGGCUGGCAAAUAUGGAUCAGCAAUCAAAGAUAUGCAGCACAGUUCACGAAAAACUAUUCAGUAAAUUAGAACACAUUAAAAACAUUGCUAAGCAGAAAAAAGCAAUAAUGACAAGAGAGAGCAAGAAAAGAGGUGAAAGAACGAAUAAGAAAGUAUAGGGAAGCACUAAAAGGUAAUCCAGAAAGGUAUGAAGAGGUUAAAAGGCUGGAGAUAAAGAUAUCAAAGAAGGAAGGAACAGGGAACAAUAAAAUCGAUCACUGAUCUGACCCCUUGGCAGCACAGAAAGUUACGAAAAGACUGGAGAGCUAGAAGUAAAAAAAGUAACGACAAGAAACGUGAGGUACAGGAACCCGUGCAGGAACCUGUGGAGAGUUUGGAAACUCGAUGCGUGAAAAUUUUGUGCAAACCCCUACGCAAAAAUAUAUUUCAGAGACGCCAAUAUCAGGGAUAUACACAGCGGGUAAAAAAGAUCAAGAAGAAACAGAAGAAAGGUGAGAUUAGAGAUUCAAAAACUAAAGAAAGAAGAAAAAAGCUAAGAAAGAAAAAUACAAGAGGCUUUAUAAAAAUCGAAACCC
This is a messenger RNA of Acanthoscelides obtectus, 615 nucleotides long. NCBI's taxonomy places the organism in Eukaryota, Metazoa, Arthropoda, Insecta, Coleoptera, Chrysomelidae. The record is from the annotation of a GenBank genome assembly.